Brassicogethes aeneus is the source of this 932-nucleotide messenger RNA. Lineage: Eukaryota; Metazoa; Arthropoda; Insecta; Coleoptera; Nitidulidae. The record is from the annotation of a GenBank genome assembly.
AGCAACUCCUGUCAAACUAAAACAUAACCUGCGGUCAUUGUUUUGUAGAUGUAUCCGUAAUAUGAUUCGUAUUGAAAAGUAGGUGCUCAAAAAUAUCAGUGCAUAAAAAAAUAUGAACAGAUCACAGCAAAAUUAUGGUUCAAUAUCAGGGCCCUCCGUGGGUUUUGCUGGAACAAAUUCACAGGAAUUGAACAGUUUAUGUGACUCAGUGGUUACAAAUUUAUAUACAAUAAACGGAAGCAUAAAAACAUUAGACAAUGCAUUAAAAACAAUAGGAACAAAAAGAGAUAACCAAGGUUUAAGAAACAAUGUGCAUGUUACACAACUAAGCACUAAUCAAAUAGCCUCAACUACAACAAAAAACAUUGCUAAACUUAAAAGUCUUGUUGUCAAAGCUGGAAAACAGGAACAACUACAAGUAGAAAAACUAGAGGAAAACUUUAAAGAAACGAUAAAUCGAUAUUAUUCCCUACAAAAAGAAGUUGCCAACAAACAAAAAGCUCACCUUUUAGUAUCUGUAAGUAUAGAAAAUGAACCAACAACUCCAGAUGAUGAAGAAAAUAGACAAAAACAUGCUCAAAUGGCAGGAGAAUUUGAGUUUGAGCAAGGUAUGCUAUUGGAAAGAGAAUCAAGGAUAAAACAGAUAGAAUCUGAUGUUUUGGAUGUGAAUGAAAUUAUGAGAGAAUUGGGUUCUAUAGUAAGCCAACAAGGAGAAACAAUUGAUACAAUUGAAAAUAGUAUUGAUCAUGCCACAGGUAAUGUUGAAUUAGGUACUGAACAACUGUUACAAGCAUCAAGAUAUUCAAAUAGGAGUAGAAAAAAAUUAUUAAUCUUGGCUGUGAUUGGGCUCAUUAUUGUAAUAAUUAUUAUAUUAAUUGUUUUUAUAAAAAAAUAGUUAUGCUUUUGUCAAAUUCAUUACAAAUGUGGUACCC